Messenger RNA from Suillus paluster, 546 nucleotides. RefSeq lists its product as uncharacterized. The transcript has 4 exons. The record is from RefSeq and is a predicted model, not a curated record. NCBI's taxonomy places the organism in Eukaryota, Fungi, Basidiomycota, Agaricomycetes, Boletales, Suillaceae. Bases 102 to 323 code for a protein of 73 amino acids.
CCCUCGUUUAUUCCGAUUUUCAUGUCUUGUCAUCCUGGACUAUGCUUUGCUUGGGUAGAUAGCGUUAUUUAUGAUAGGCCUAGGUAUAAUUUUAUCGUGGUAUGCAUAUGGCGUUCUUUGGCUUUGCACGUUGGUUGCGUCGGGGGGUAGCCCGUAUCGAUUGCGUUGCAGGGAUUUUCGAUUCUACUCUGCAUCUUCUGUUGUCUUCUGCAGUCCGUAUAAUAUUAUCCGACUGUACCUAUCGUCGAUUCCUGGCGUCGAGAAAAUUUGAAUUGUCAAAGGACAGUCGAUUCCGCACGCGCGCACGGAUGACUUUUGUAUAGACUUUCGAACAUCUUUCAAAAACUAGUAACCCAAGUGAACUACCGUGUGUCGGUGGGGUGGGCCAAAGCAGUCGCAGACACCUGACUUCAUCAUGAUAACAACCGACAAACACCCUCAAACAUCUCAGUCUGCGCUAAAAUCGAAGCGCCACCUGGCGGGCGCCGCAGCGUCAACAAAAGAGCCUGAACCGUAUAUGUGAAUAUAUGCUGCCCGAAGCAUAUA